AUGGCGGACGUACUCCUUGUAACGAAAGAAGACGAUGAUGAUUUCGAAAUUGAUGAAGAGGGAGACCAGGGUCUUCAGAAACUCAAGGAAAAAGCCAAGAAACGUAAAGGAAGAGGUUUUGGUGGAGAGGGUCCAACUCGAAGUGGUGUUGACCAGUUUGAAGGCAUGGAGAUACAUGUUGAUGAAUCUGAAGGUCCAGGCCCACAGAGAUCUGUUGAGGGUUGGAUUCUGUUUGUAACUGGCGUCCAUGAGGAGUCUCAAGAGGAUGACAUUCAUGAAAAAUUUGCAGAGUAUGGUGAAAUCAAGAACUUACAUGCUAACCUUGACAGGCGAACUGGUUUUCUCAAGGGGUAUGCGCUGGUUGAAUAUGAAACAUUCAAAGAGGCACAGAAUGCAAUGACAGCACUCAAUGGCACUGAGAUUUUGGGACAGAAAAUCAGCGUUGAUUGGGCAUUUGUGAGAGGACCUCGAAAAGACAGAUCAAGAAAGGAUGACAGACGAAGAAGAUAG
Molecule: messenger RNA, 510 nt
Organism: Candidula unifasciata
Lineage: Eukaryota; Metazoa; Mollusca; Gastropoda; Stylommatophora; Geomitridae
Source: the annotation of a GenBank genome assembly